Molecule: messenger RNA, 3673 nt
Organism: Aplysia californica (California sea hare)
Lineage: Eukaryota; Metazoa; Mollusca; Gastropoda; Aplysiida; Aplysiidae
Product: chloride channel protein 2
Biological process (GO): transmembrane transport; chloride transport
Cellular component (GO): membrane
Molecular function (GO): voltage-gated chloride channel activity
Source: RefSeq, a predicted model, not a curated record
GAAUACAAGAAAUGUUUACAUUUCCCCCAUUGUAUUCUUAUAGACAAUACACAGAACACGGGAAGUUUUUACAAAUUUUUACAUUUCCACUUCUGUCUUGUGUCCUAGUUCUGUGAACAAUGUACAAGAAAUGUUUACUACAUAAGUCUCCCCUUCUUUCCUUCCAGCUCUAUGGACAAUACACAAAAGAUCUCGGGGCUUUUGCCAAGUUUCAAGCUACCAAAGUCGGAGCCCCAGAUGUUGAACAGGCGGGCAAGAAGGAUGUUUUCCACUCCAAGUACUUCUUCAGGAUACGCCAGUUUUUGACCAAGUUCUGGCUGUAUGAUGAGCUGCAGUUCUCCAUGGGCCUCCAGUACUGUGCCUGGGUGCUCUACUCCAUGCUGUUCAUCCUGUUUGCCGUGGGAUUCACGCACCUCGUCUCUCCGCAGGCCAUAGGCUCAGGCAUCCCGGAGAUGAAAACAAUUCUCCGCGGCGUCGUGCUCAAGGAAUAUCUGACGUUCCGCACGCUGGUGGCCAAGAUUGUGGGGCUGUGUUCUUCUCUGGGCAGUACAUUGCCCUUUGGGAAGGAGGGCCCGUUUGUCCACAUCGCCAGUAUUGUGGCCACCAUCCUCAGCAAGGGAAUACGCUCCUUCCGCGGGAUUUACGAGGGUUGCGUGUGGAUUUGGCGGCGCGUUGUUCAUCCUCACCCACAGGAGUGUCAUCCUCUUCACCAGACGGCACAAGAAACUGUCUCAUUUCCUGCAGAAAAAUCGUUUCAUCUACCCAAGUAUCAUCACCUUUGUCAUCGCCUCCCUCACCUUUCCCCCCGGACUCGGUCAGUUUUUUGGCGGCAAGAUGACGGGUAAGAUGGCCAUCCACGAACUGUUCUCCAACAUCACAUGGACCACGGGCCAGGCGGAGGACAUCGACGACGAGGCCAUCCUGGAGCACUGGCGACAUCCGCAGACCAACAUCUACGUCACCCUCGUACUCUUCAUCAUCAUGAACUUCCUGAUGGCAGUUUUCUCCAACACGCUGCCCAUCCCCGCUGGUGUGUUUGUCCCCGUCUUCACCAUAGGAGCGGCGUUUGGCCGACUGGUGGGAGAGAGUAUGGCGGCCUGGUUCCCCGAGGGUAUCCCGUCGGGCGACAUAGUGCGGAAGAUUGUGCCAGGAGGAUACGCCGUGGUCGGAGCAGCGAGCCUAUCUGGCAGUGUGACUCGCACCAUCUCCACGGCCGUCAUCGUGUUUGAGGUGACGGGACAGAUAAGUCAUGUGCUUCCUGCCGUGAUCUCGGUCCUCAUCGCCAACGCAGUGGCCAACAUGCUCCAGCCCUCCUUCUACGACAGCAUCAUCAAACUGAAGAAGUUACCCUACCUGCCUGAUAUAGUCUCCGCAAAGUCCAAUUUGUUUGUUUGUUCGUGUACAGAGGAGAUGAACAAUUUCUACCGCAAGCUUGCACAGCAGAGGAAAGACAGCAUCAUCGAAGACCGACCUAUGACCUUGGACGUUCACUCCCUGUUCUCCCUGCUGGGUCUGAGCCACGCGUUUGUCACCAACACUGGGAGGCUGGUGGGAGUGGUGGGGCUCAAGGAGCUGCGAGUGGCCGUCCAAGGACAGAUAGAGCUCCAGGAGAACGGGAAGAAGACGGUCAGCGACCCGAGCGUGGGGCAGGAGGAGGAGGAGGGGAGGGAGGAGGAGUCCACGGCACCCAUCGACGAUGCCCGUCUAGAGGUGGUGAGGGAACCCGCGCCCAGCACUGUGUACCGGCUACACAGCAUCAACGCAGCUGACAGGAACAAGAACUCACAAGUCUAGGCGCGUCAUUUCGUCAGCUGCGUUGACACAGAACAUGCACAGGCUACAUAGCAUCAACGCAGGCAAUAGGAACAAGAACUCACAGGUCUAGGCGCAUCAUUUCAUCAGCUGCGUUAGCUGUGUUGACACGGAACACGUACAGUACUGUGUUUAAACUUCAUUGUGUCAACGCAGGUGACAGGAACAAAAGUACAAGAACUCACGAGUCUAGACACAUAUCGUUAGCUGCGUUAACACUGACCUGCAUCCAGUACUGUGUGUAAGCUUCAUUGUACCAACGCAGGCGAGAAAAACAAGAGACAUGAACUUGCGGGGUUUAGUUAUGUGGUUUCAUCAGCCAACCAGUAAUUAACGUGAUAAAUGUGACCUGCGAUGAAUUGAUCAUUAAUUAAAAACAAAACUGUCCCGUCUUGAAAAUCAAAAUCGAUAGUUUGUGGCCUAGCUGGAAGUAACAGAUCUAAUGUGUUAUCUCGUGAAAGGCCCCUGACUGACAUAAUGCUAUAGAUUUUGCUUUAAUUUAAGUUUCCUUUGAAGAGCUUGGAUGUUUCCAUCAAUUUUCCCCCCAAAUUUCUCCUGUGUGAAUGAGAUGCCUGGAUUCGCUUAAUCGUUCCCACGAAUCGGGGACACGAUUGCCCAUGUCUGACAUACCGGCUUAACAAGAAUUUAGAUUCACUCAAACAUACUCUUGCACAAGCACACUCUCACAUGCACGCACGCAGGCGCACACUGGCUGAUUGCUUGUGCACCUGCAGCCACAGUUUCUCUGUAGUCGGCGACAGCACAAGUCAGCCACAGCACAAAUCAGCCACAGCACAAGCGCAUGCUUUCAUAACUGGCUACACUGUAGGGUGUUUGUUCACUUGUACCCAGAAGAUUGGUCGUCAUUUCUUUCAUCUAUUUAUUUCGUCAGUCACCUUUUUCUCUUGAUCAUCUCACCACUCUGGAAAUCUUACUUUUUUUCUGGUCACUUUCUCUGAAAAAUCAUCGUUUCUUCUGGCCAAUUUACCUAAAAAUCAUCCUUUCCUCUGGUCAUUCUUUUCUCUGGUCAUUUUGCUGCCACCGUCCUUUUCUGUGGAAACCAUCUGAAGCUAUUCUCUGGUCAUUCUGCUUAAAAUCAUCCUUUUAUCUAUCUGGUCAUUUUUACUCGGAGUCAUCCUUUUAUUCUGCUUAUUUCACCAUCAGUGGUUCCAGCUUUUCUAUGACAAUCGUCUUUCUUACCACAUGAUUACCCUCUUCGGCCUCUGAUAAUUUCCUGACUCGCCUGUUUUUAAUCCUUUUCUCAUAAGCUCAUAGAAGUCAUUUUCUGAUCAGGGCAUUUCACCGAUAGUCAAGGUUUUUUCAAAUCUGGUCUCAUUGAGUGGACUGUCAAGACUGACCACUUUCAGUGGACUUUGGGGGGGAAUAACCAUCUGAUGCCUGAUUUCCUUUGCUUUAAAUAUUAUGUUUAUGGUGUUGUAUAUAUACGGUAAAAUGAAACUGUAAAUUUACAUUAAUUUAUUAGCUGUAUAUUAGUAUUAUAUAUUUGGAUGCAAUUUUACUUUUGCUGAGAUUCUCUGAUAUUUUUUAUGUGUGUGACAUUGGUGGUCUAGUGGUUAGGCUACUGGACUUACAGCCCUUAGGUUGUGGGUUCAAGUUCCAGUCGUGGCUCGAUAUUAAGGCCUUCGGAAAGACAAUGUCUUUGCACAAAGGCUUCUCACUUCACCCAGGUGAGAAUGCUUGAAUGGGUACCCGGCUAAAGACGGGGGGGGGGGAAGAAUCUUACCAUUUUCUGUCCCGGUCGUUUUAUGCAAGAAAAAUUCUGAAAUUAUGCAAACUGAGCCCAAAAAAGUGAAAUUAUGCUAUUCUGUUAAUUUUGACAAAGAAUGUAAAAGGAAAAUAA